AUGUCGUUUCUCUUUGGAAAAGCAGACUCUUCUGCUUCAAAAUCAGGGUCUAACAUGGCGACGCAGAAUAUCCAGAUUCGCACGCCUGAAGAGGCAGUUGCUCGAAUCGCAUACCUUGCCAGCGACGUCAUUGUUUCCGUACAGCCGUCGCGGGGUCAAGACUCAACAUUCUCUUCCCACCUUAAGAGAUAUGCUGAAAGAAGAGACCCCAACCUGAUCACUAAAACAGAGGGUUCCGUGCCAGAAAUACAAUCUAUUCGACACAAUAACGAUCCUCUCCUCUCCGUCUUUGCUCCAAUUCGCACUGGCCGCCUCACCUCUGUAACCACCACAUCAACCAUUCUCCUCCCUUCCAUUGCGCAUCUGUAUAAACUAGCAAACUAUCCAGUCGUCAUCCAUGUCGCUCUACACCCGGCUAAUUUCCCCGAUUACUCUUCUAUCACCGCCAUCAGGAAUUCAGGAUGGACAUUCUUGCAAUCCGAGUCGCUCCAGGAAGCACAGGACAUGGCUAUUACAGCCCAUGCUUUAGCUGUGCGUUCUGGAAAGGGUGUUAUCCACUUCUUUGAUCCGAGCGCCUGUUCUCAUGAUAAGCCAAUCGCCACGGAAGAUGCCGCAUUAGUCCGCGACCUGUUAAACUUGGACGAUGUUCGCCGAUAUCAAGCAAGCUUUGUCCCAGAGUUCGGUAUAUAUGCCGACGACGGAAGAGUUGUUUACGCAUCGGAGCAGCCCGAAAGACGACCGAGUGCCACCCCUAACGCUUUGGCAGACUCGACUAUUCUUGGCGCUGCCUCGAAAGCAGCUUCUUCAGAAGGCUCAGUCAAAUCCAGCCAGCAAAGCAACUCUAGCGCUCCCCCGAGUGUAUCUUCGGCCACGACAAUUGAUGCUGCACCGCUCCUCGUUACGUCCGAAGACAUUUACAAAUACGUUACCUCGAUAUGGGCUCAACUCAAAGCCGCUACCGGACGUUCUUACAAUGCCUUUGAGUGGUCUGGUCCGGCAACCGCAGAGAAGGCAAUUUUUGUUUUCGGCUCUGACGCGGGCCUGUUCGCCGAGGCGCUCGAUGCGGCCAAGCCAGACGAUAUCUAUGCCAAGGCUGGAUUAAUCACAGUCAGAUUAUAUCGCCCAUGGUUAGGAGCUAAGCUGAUUGAGGCCAUUCCAAAAUCUGUGAAACGCAUUGCCGUCUUAGAACAGAUUUCGCGAAAGACGACGAAAUGGGGACCUUUAUUAAUUGAUGUUCUAACAUCGGUAAAGAGCGGCUUUGGCGGCGUUGAGACCGUCGUUGGCCACCAAUUAGGCUAUAUCACCCCCGAUACUAUCCACCAGGCCUUAAGAGGCAUCUUCCAGAAUCUUGCUUCCGAGAAGCCUCUGCAAAACUUAGAAGUGGGGAAGACGAGUGGUCCGGAGGAUACCAAAGUCUACGGCCUAGAACAACCGAAACUAGAGACCGCUUACACGAAAAUACUCGACCAAUUGUUUGGCAACAGAGCUUACAUAGCAAAUGCCCUCAAUUCUAACAAUGCCGGUGUUUCAUCCACAAUAGCAGCUAGUCCAGAAUUCGGAUUUGGGUCUCUCCUUGCCCGAAAGGAGCACCGCCAGAGAUUCAUCAAGGAGGCUAAACAAGCCGCGAGCACAGGAUCUUUCGUUACUGAAGCUCCGGUGAACUGGUUGGCAAAGUGGGCCGCGAAUGCUGAGGAUGCUAAACAAGCUGGAGAGCUCGCAGAGGAUGUAAUUGCUCGACUUGAAACCGAUGGAUCUUCAAUUGCGCGUGAACUUCUGUCAAGCAAAGGUCUAUUCCGAAAAGAGUCCUUGUGGCUCGUCGGGUCUGACGCUUGGUCAUAUGAUCUUGGUAACUCUGGUGUACAUCAUGUCCUUGCAUCUGGCGAGAAUGUCAAUAUGCUCAUAAUCGACUCCACCCCCUACUCGGAACGAGCUGCAGCGGAUGCCGAAAGGAGAAAGAAGGAUAUCGGACUAUAUGCCAUGAACUUUGGUAAUGCCUACGUUGCAUCAACCGCUGUCUACAGCUCCUAUACCCAGGUCCUCCAAGCUAUGCUCGAAGCUGAUAAAUUCAAUGGUCCUUCAGUUGUACUUGCUUAUCUGCCAUACUUUGGCGAGCACGACUCUCCACUAACCGUUCUACAAGAGACCAAGAAGGCAGUAGACCUCGGCUACUGGCCUCUAUACAGGUGGAACCCCGAGAACGAAGAUAAGGGAGAACCCAACUUCUCUCUGGAUUCCGAGCGCGUUAAGAAUGAGCUGAAAGAGUUUUUGGCAAGAGAUAAUAAACUAACUCAACUAAUGCGACGCGAACCAGUAUUUGCUGCAAGUCUAUCGCAGGAUUUUGGCACAGAAGUUCGCGCACAGCAAAAGCGAAAGGCUCGGGACGCGUACAAUCAACUAUUAGAAGGUCUCUUCGGUGCGCCUCUUACAAUUCUAUUUGCCUCUGACAAUGGAAAUGCACAGUCGUUGGCCAAGCGUCUUGGAACCAGAGGUCGCGCUAGGGGACUGAAGACCGUUGUGAUGGCGAUGGAGGAUUACCCCGUUGAAGAUCUACCAAAGGAAGAAAACAUUGUGCUUAUCACUUCGACAGCCGGCCAGGGAGAAUUCCCGCAGAACGGCAAGCCAUUCUGGGAUGCCAUUAAAGAAAAUACUGAUCUAGAUCUUGCAUCAGUAAACUAUUCGGUUUUCGGUCUUGGAGACAAGCAUUACUGGCCGCGAAAAGAAGAUAGAGUUUACUACAACAAGCCUGCUAAAGACCUCGAUAAAAUAUUCGCAAUUUUCGGCGCCAAAAGACUCACCGAAGUAGGACUAGGCGAUGACCAAGAUCCCGACGGAUACCAGACUGGAUAUGCGCUCUGGGAACCCCAAAUAUGGCAAGCACUCGGUGUUGCAGAUAUCGAAGGUUUACCGGAGGAACCAGCACCCUUAACAAACGAGGAUAUCAAGCUUGCUUCAAACUAUCUUAGAGGUACUAUUGUAGAAGGCUUGAGAGAUACGACUACCGGAGCUAUCUCUGCUUCCGACCAGCAGCUUACAAAGUUCCAUGGCACGUAUAUGCAAGACGAUCGAGAUAUUCGUGAUGCGCGAAAAGCCCAGGGGUUAGAACCUGCCUAUUCGUUCAUGAUCCGUUGUAGAUUGCCCGGUGGCGUGGCCACGCCAAAGCAAUGGAUCCAGAUGGAUGAUAUCAGCACGAGUCUCGGAAACGAGACCAUGAAGCUCACUACGAGACAAACAUUCCAGUUCCACGGUGUGGUGAAAGGAAAGCUUAAGCCAGCCAUGCAAGCUAUAAACAGGUCUCUAAUGACGACCAUUGCUGCCUGCGGCGAUGUCAACAGAAACGUCAUGUGCAGUUCUCUUCCCACUCAGUCUCAGUACCACAAGCAAGUCUGGGCUUGCUCGAAGACGAUUAGCGACCACCUUCUACCUUCUACAACUGCGUACCACGAGAUCUGGCUCACAGAUGACAACAAUGAAAAGACGCAGGUUGCUGGUAACGCAGUCCAAGACUUCGAACCUCUCUACGGACCCACCUAUCUCCCUCGAAAGUUUAAGAUUACGAUCGCCAUUCCACCGCACAACGACACGGAUGUUUAUGCUCAUGAUGUCGGCCUGAUUGCUAUUAAAGGUGACGAUGGUCAAUUGGAAGGUUUCAACGUUCUUGCCGGAGGAGGAAUGGGUGCAACCCACAAUAACAAGAAGACCUAUCCCCAGACCGGUCGUAUGAUGGGCUUCGUCAAGACUGAUGAGGUCCAUAUUGCUUGUGAGAAGAUUAUGCUGGUACAGCGUGAUCAUGGUGACCGCAAGAACCGAAAGCACGCUCGACUAAAGUAUACAAUCGACGAUCUCGGCGUCGACGUCUUCCGCUCUAAAGUUGAGGCCCUAUGGGGCAAGUCAUUCGAGCCAGAACGUCCAUUUCACUUCAAGAGUAACGUCGACACGUUCGGCUGGCAAAAAGAUGAGACUGGCAUGAACCAUUUCACAUUCUUUAUCGAAAACGGCCGAAUCGAGAACACUGCUGAUUUCCAGAUGAAGACUGGUUUGCGCGAAAUCGCCAAAGUCCACAAGGGCGAGUUCAGAUUGACGGGAAAUCAGCACUUGAUCCUCAGUAACGUUGCAGACGAAGAUCUUCCACAGAUGAAGGAACUUAUGAAGAAGUAUAAGUUAGACAAUGUCCAAUUCUCUGGAUUGCGUCUCAGCUCCUCGGCCUGUGUCGCCUUCCCUACUUGUGGUCUCGCUAUGGCUGAAAGUGAACGUUACCUACCCGAACUUAUCACCAAGCUCGAAGGUUGCCUCGAGGAGAACGGACUAGGCAAGGAGUCAAUCGUUAUGCGAAUGACAGGAUGUCCAAACGGUUGUGCUCGACCCUGGCUGGCAGAGGUUGCCUUUGUUGGCAAAGCCUAUGGCGCCUAUAAUAUGUACCUAGGCGGCGGAUACCAUGGGCAGCGGUUGAACAAGCUAUACCGAUCAAGCAUCAAGGAAGACGAGAUAUUAGCUAUCAUGAAGCCAUUACUGAAGCGCUAUGCCUUGGAACGCGAGGAGGGUGAGCACUUUGGCGAUUUCUGCAUCCGAGCAGGUGUCAUUGUAGCUACCAAGGGAGGGCAGGAUUUCCACGACAACGUUGCUGAAGAAGACUUCGAAGAAGAAUGA
Molecule: messenger RNA, 4644 nt
Organism: Daldinia vernicosa
Lineage: Eukaryota; Fungi; Ascomycota; Sordariomycetes; Xylariales; Hypoxylaceae
Product: sulphite reductase hemo protein, beta subunit
Exons: 4
Coding region: 1-4644 (1547 amino acids)
Biological process (GO): amino acid biosynthetic process; sulfate assimilation
Cellular component (GO): sulfite reductase complex (NADPH)
Molecular function (GO): sulfite reductase (NADPH) activity; heme binding; sulfite reductase (ferredoxin) activity
Source: RefSeq, a predicted model, not a curated record